AUGGACAUGGACAUGGACAUGGACAUGGACAUGGACAUGGUGGACAUGACCAUUAGAUUCCCAGAAACUUUCAUGUUGGUCUCAUCACUGAACCCUCGCUGGGUUGGCAGACACAGUGACGGCUCCUCGGAGGUGGUUCAGCAGCCAGCGCACGCUCUUCUGCCUGGUAUGGACAUGAUGGGGUGCAUGCACGCGAUCGGAUUAGCGCGGGGGACGAGCAGCGCCAGCGCCCCGUUUGGACGAGAUCUCUGCUGGCACCGCCUGGAGGCGCGCGUGUCUGUUGGCCGCUUUGGGGUAGCGGGCCAGUCAAAGUCCGAGGAGGCUGGCUGGCUCGGCAAUUCCUGGCUGGCCGGCUGUCUAUCGAUGAUAAGCCCGGCUGAGGACACUGCGGCUCUUGGCAUUGGCUAUUGUCUCCUCGGCAGUGCGCUAAAAGGUGCUCCUCGGCACUGCGGCAUGAGCCAUGCUCGUGGAAAGAAUGCAACAUCUCCGCUUGUGGGCUCGUGGCUGGCGGUUAAGGACCCCUUGAAGGAAGGCCAUCCAGCGCCCCAUAGAUCCCAAAUCUAG
This is a messenger RNA of Gaeumannomyces tritici R3-111a-1, 564 nucleotides long. RefSeq lists its product as hypothetical. The record is from RefSeq and is a predicted model, not a curated record. The transcript has a single exon. Lineage: Eukaryota; Fungi; Ascomycota; Sordariomycetes; Magnaporthales; Magnaporthaceae. Bases 1 to 564 code for a protein of 187 amino acids.